Molecule: messenger RNA, 3240 nt
Organism: Tripterygium wilfordii
Lineage: Eukaryota; Viridiplantae; Streptophyta; Magnoliopsida; Celastrales; Celastraceae
Product: pyruvate, phosphate dikinase, chloroplastic
Exons: 21
Coding region: 116-2995 (959 amino acids)
Biological process (GO): phosphorylation; pyruvate metabolic process
Molecular function (GO): pyruvate, phosphate dikinase activity; kinase activity; ATP binding
Source: RefSeq, a predicted model, not a curated record
CAAAAACAAAGAAAACGAGCGCCAUUUCUUCGAUGAACCUUCAAGCUUCUAAUUGGUUCUGCGAUCUCUAAUUUCUGUUUCGAUUUCAACUUCUCAGAUUUGGAGGAAGGAGACGAUGUCAUCGAUGAUGAAAGACGUACCGAUGAGGACGACACCAGAGGUAUUCAACUUCUCAGGAACUCAUUUCGUGCAUCAUAUUAGCGUUUUCAGAGAGAACGGAGAUUCGAUUCGGGGGAGCCACUACGAUCGAGUUCGUGGAGUUCGCUGUGAGAACUCGGGUGGGUUGGUAAAUCCAAGGCCCAAGAAAUAUGAGCCCAGUUUACAAGCCCACGCGAUUCUCGCACCACUAUCAGACCCAACGCCCACUACAGAAAAGAGGGUGUUCACUUUUGGCAAAGGAAGGAGUGAAGGCAACAAAGGCAUGAAAUCCUUGUUGGGAGGAAAGGGAGCAAAUCUGGCAGAGAUGGCAAGCAUUGGGUUAUCAGUGCCUCCUGGACUUACCAUAUCUACAGAAGCAUGCCAAGAAUAUCAGCGGAAUGGACAAAAGCUGCCAGAAGGCUUGUGGGAGGAGAUAAUGGAAGGCUUGCAUGAUGUGGAGAAGGACAUGGAAGCUGUUCUUGGAGAUCCUUCCAAGCCUCUUCUUCUCUCUGUUCGCUCUGGUGCUGCGGUUUCGAUGCCUGGGAUGAUGGACACUGUCCUUAACCUUGGACUAAAUGAUGAAGUGGUUUUUGGUUUGGCUGCAAAGAGUGGAGAGCGUUUUGCUUAUGACUCGUACAGGCGUUUCCUGGACAUGUUUGGAGAUGUUGUUAUGGGAAUUCCACAUUUAUUGUUUGAGGAGAAACUAGAAAAGAUGAAGGAAGCAAAAGGCGUUAAACUUGACCCGGAACUAACAGCAUCUGAUAUGAAAGAGCUGGUGCAACAGUUCAAGAAUGUAUACCUCGAAGCCAAGGGUGAAGAAUUUCCCUCAGAUCUGAAAAAGCAACUGCAGUUAGCUGUUAAAGCAGUUUUUGAUUCUUGGGACAGCCCAAGGGCGAAUAAGUAUCGCAGCAUCAAUCAAAUAACUGGGUUGAAGGGGACUGCAGUUAACAUUCAAUGCAUGGUGUUUGGUAACAUGGGAAAUACUUCAGGGACAGGUGUUCUGUUUACUAGAAAUCCCAGUACUGGUGAAAAGAAGCUCUAUGGAGAGUUUCUAAUCAAUGCUCAGGGAGAGGAUGUUGUUGCUGGAAUUAGAACACCAGAGGACUUGGACACCAUGAAAAAUUGCAUGCCUGAAGCUUACAAGGAGCUUGUGGACAAUUGUGAUAUUCUGGAGCGGCAUUACAAAGAUAUGAUGGAUAUUGAGUUCACAGUUCAGGAAAAUAGGUUGUGGAUGUUGCAAUGCAGAUCUGGAAAGCGUACUGGUAAAGGUGCAGUAAAAAUAGCGGUAGAUAUGGUGAAAGAAGGGCUUGUUGAUAUCCGCUCCGCGAUGAAGAUGGUGGAGCCGCAGCAUCUUGACCAACUUCUUCAUCCACAAUUUGAGGAUCCAUCAGCAUACAAAGACGAAGUGUUAGCCACAGGUUUGCCUGCCUCUCCCGGUGCAGCAGUGGGACAGGUGGUUUUUACUGCUGAUGAUGCUGAAGUAGGGCAUGCACAAGGAAAGAGUGUCAUCUUGGUAAGGACGGAGACUAGCCCAGAGGAUGUUGGGGGUAUGCAUGCAGCUGCUGGAAUCUUGACAGCUAGAGGUGGAAUGACAUCUCACGCCGCUGUUGUAGCUCGUGGUUGGGGGAAAUGUUGUGUUUCUGGAUGCUCUGAUAUUUCUGUUAACGAAAAUGAGAAGGUGGUUGUAAUUGGAAACAUGGUGAUAAACGAAGGAGAUUGGCUCUCACUCAAUGGGUCCACUGGUGAAGUGAUUUUGGGAAAACAAACAUUAUCUCCUCCAGCUCUAAGUGCUGAUUUGGAAACUUUUAUGUCUUGGACUGAUGAAAUAAGGCACCUGAAGGUGAUGGCAAAUGCUGAUACUCCUGAAGAUGCACUUACAGCAAGAAACAAUGGUGCUCAAGGGAUUGGACUAUGUAGAACAGAACACAUGUUCUUUGCUUCGGAUGAGAGGAUCAAGGCUGUGAGAAAGAUGAUAAUGGCAGUUACACCUGAACAGAGACAGACAUCACUGGACCUGUUGCUACCUUAUCAAAGAUCAGAUUUUGAGGGGAUUUUCCGAGCAAUGGAUGGCCUUCCAGUGACAAUCCGACUAUUGGACCCUCCACUGCACGAAUUUCUGCCAGAUGGUGACCUGGAGGAGAUCGUCGGAGAACUUACUGCUGAGACUGGCAUGACCGAAGAUGAAGUUUACUCAAGAAUUGAAAAACUAUCCGAAGUAAAUCCCAUGCUUGGCUUUCGAGGUUGCAGGUUAGGGAUAUCAUACCCAGAACUCACUGAAAUGCAAGCACGUGCAAUCUUUCAGGCGGCUGUCACAAUGAAAAAUCAGGGUUUUGUUGUUCUUCCCGAGAUUAUGGUUCCCCUAGUUGGAACGCCUCAGGAGCUAGGACAUCAAGUGAGCUUAAUACGGAAUGUAGCAAAGAAAGUUUUCUCUGAUAUGGGUGUCUCCUUGAACUAUAAGGUGGGGACAAUGAUUGAGAUCCCUAGAGCUGCUCUGGUUGCAGAUGAGAUUGCUAAGGAAGCUGAGUUCUUCUCGUUUGGAACCAAUGAUCUCACGCAAAUGACAUUUGGCUACAGUAGAGAUGAUGUUGGCAAGUUUCUCCCUAUUUACCUUUCCAAAGGCAUCCUGCAAAGUGAUCCAUUUGAGGUGCUUGAUCAGAGAGGUGUUGGCCAACUCAUCAAGAUUGCGACUGAGAAGGGUCGUCGGGCUAGACCUAGCUUAAAGGUUGGAAUAUGUGGAGAGCAUGGUGGGGAGCCGUCUUCUGUCGCCUUUUUUGCUGAGGCUGGACUGGAUUACGUUUCAUGUUCUCCCUUCAGGGUUCCCAUUGCGAGGUUAGCUGCUGCACAGGUUGCUGUCUGAAAAAUGACCUGAAGGACAUGUUUCUUCACAAAACAUGGUCUCUCUGUAAAUAAAACUGUUUGGUUGGUAUACAAUAGAACCACAGGGACAUUGUUAUACUUGUAUUUCAUUAGUAAAAACACUUUCUGAAUUGUACACUAGAAAAGAAGUCAUCUAUUAUAACAUGAAAAGGCUUGUAAUAGAAAUCAAAACUCUGAUUUGUGUAAAAUAACACUUGUGUUGUAUAAUAAUACUAAGAUUGUGCC